This is a messenger RNA of Theileria parva strain Muguga, 574 nucleotides long. RefSeq names its product putative integral membrane protein. Lineage: Eukaryota; Apicomplexa; Aconoidasida; Piroplasmida; Theileriidae. The coding region runs from base 163 to 519 and encodes 118 amino acids. The record is from RefSeq and is a predicted model, not a curated record. The transcript is spliced from 5 exons.
AACAAGUCAAAAAAAUUAGAGAUAAAAAAAUUAUCAACAGCCAAAAUAUAAUUUACAAAUUAAUUCUGAGCUUUUGCUACAAUUCCGAGAAUUCACAAUUUUCGACACUGUGUCAUACAUGUCGUUUUUCGAACACCCGUGAGAAUCGCAUCUUCUCCAAAAAUGGAUUCGUGCCUAAUAUUCCUUAAAGGCAAAUUUAUAAUUUUAAUUACCAUUUUAUUCACAUUUCUUCCCCUUUUAGGGGAGAAGAACUUUGUUUACUCUUUCCAAACUCGUGAUUCCACGCCUGAUGGGAAUAUUCCCACAGUCGAUGUACAAAUGAUACCACAAAAAAGAUGGUUAUCUUCCAGCCGCGAAUUCCAAAAUUUAAAAAAAGAAAUCUCUUAUGUCAUUGAUAAAGAGAUUGAGAAGGAGAAGAAGCGUUUAAUGGACAUGGAGGAUUCUAGGUUUAACAAUAUUAAGCAAUCGAUUUUACAACUUAUUCCCAAUUCCAGGAAAAAGUUUAAGAAUGAAAGUUAAUGUUUUAACCCAAUUUGGACUAUGUACACUAGUUUAAGCUAAAGCUUUAGAUUCU